UGGUGCUUUUCUGGGUAGGAUUUGCUGGAUACACAGCCAAGUAGGCAUCACAGCGCGGGACAAAAUUGCUGGUGGACGGAGCAUUUCUUCGGUGCGGUAGAUUCUUCUGGCAAUUUUGCUCGCACUCGGAUCCGCUGCGCGAGCAGAGCUCUCUCCUCGCUGUCCCGCGGCGCCCAAAUCCUUCUUCUCCCCCCUCCGCUGUGGCCUGCGUGCUAAUCCUCCCCUUUCUCCCGCAUCCACUGCGCGCGAAAUCCUUCCCCAAUCCAGCUGCUCCCACCCUCGACUCUUCCGAUUUAUUUCUGGAGCCCGCGAAACCAAGGUCUGUUCCUCUUCUCAUCCUUCCUCUUCCCAUCUCUCUUCCUCCGCUUUAUUCAUAUCCGUAUGAUUCAUAGCCAGGGACGUGAUUCAAAAAUCUGAAAUCCAUAAUUUUCAAAAAAAAGAUCUGAAAUCCAUUUGCCUCUUGUGCUAAUGAGCCGCUGGACAAAGCGAGAGAUGGCUCCGCCACCAAAUCAGACUGGAUCUGCUCCUUCAUAUCAUAUUGGAUCUGCUCCUGCUUCUGCAAAUCAAGCGCCUACUCCGGUUCCGGCAGCUACAGCAUGGUGGCCUGGACCUUUGCCACAAGCCACAUCUUCAGGAGCCACAUCCACAAUUUGGCAACAUGGCCACCUAUGGGAAAGGAAUCUCAAUUAGCACCACCAAAAAAAGACACAGGAAACCAAAAUGCUAAAAAGGGAUUGAAAGGCAAAACUAUCAUCAACUUAGAUGAUGGAAACGAUGGGAGGACUGCAAAGCGUCUUGUAUUUGAUCCAGAGGAGGACAUGGACAUGAGGCUAGUUAGUGCAUGGCUGAUUCACUCGAAUAACCCAAUCAAUGGGAAUUGCAAGAAAAAUGAGAGCUAUUGGGGUGAUGUACAUGAGCUGUGCAAUAGUACUACACCUACAAACCGAAAAAGAGAGGUGAAACAUCUCAAAGUUCGCUGGCAAAAAAUUAAGAGAUGGGUGGGAUUUUUUUGUGCAUGUUGGAAGAAGGCUACCUCAAUUUAUCUUAGCGGAUAUUCAGAUGACCAGCUAAAAGACAUGGCUAAGCAGUUUUAUUUUGAUGACUAUCCUAAAGAAGGCCCAUUCACAGUUGAGCACUGCUGGAAGAUUCUUCGUGAUGAACCCAAGUGGCAUACAGUUUUGGAAGAACUUGAAAAACCAAAUAAAAGGAGUUUGGAUGAAGACAAGGCAACUGACAUCUCAGUUGUAGGAGAAAAGGAACGUCCUAUAGGGACAAAACAAGCUAAGAAACAACGCAAUGGUAAAGGAGGGAGUCUGCUUUACUGGAAUCCUAUCAAAAACUCUUGUGUAUGGACACUAGGGAGAUGACAGAGGAUAUUAGAGCUGAGCAUGUCCUUGCCCUGAAGAUGCACUAUGUAGUAACGUAUGAACAUUUUAUUUUAUUUUUAUGUUUAAAAUGUUUGGUUGUACCGGUUGUUUAUCUUUAGUUGGUCAUGUAAUAAAAUGGCUUGGGUCAAGAUGUAUGCAACCAGUUGGUUAUCUUUAGUUGGCUAUGAAGCCUCCAUACAAUGAGCCACAAAGAUGAUGCACAAUGUAUCUAUUUUCUCUUUAUGUGUA
Molecule: messenger RNA, 1616 nt
Organism: Panicum virgatum (switchgrass)
Lineage: Eukaryota; Viridiplantae; Streptophyta; Magnoliopsida; Poales; Poaceae
Exons: 4
Coding region: 597-1367 (256 amino acids)
Source: RefSeq, a predicted model, not a curated record